CCAGGGAAACCGGAGUUUGGUUACUGCUUCUCUUAAACUUCACGGUUUUUGCUAAUGUAAACGUCAUGCAUUAAGUCUUAGUUCCGAGGUCUGUGUGCACCACACGACAUAGAUAAGCUCGUUGAAUGAUAUAACUAGCCGCUGUUUAAUUAAUAGCCAGUGCGCCACCCUUUAUUUUGCAUUUAUAGCUUGGGUGAUGUGCAUUUAUCUUGAGGCCAAGCAUGCCGUUCCUGAAAAAAGCUAGAAAGGAACAGCUGAGCAAACUUUGGGACAAGAAGGCGCAGAAAUGCGGGCUGCGGCACACAGUCUACUCCGUCAACGGGGAAGAGUACACUGGCGAGUGGCUAAAUAACAAGAAACACGGAAAAGGCACCAACAUCUGGAAGAAGACCGGAGUCCUUUAUGAUGGAGAGUGGAAAUACGGACAGCGCCACGGUUUGGGGACGCUAAGCAAGUUGAACCCAGUGUCUAAAGAGUAUGCGAAGCUUUAUUCAGGCGAAUGGAAAAAUGACAAAAGGAAUGGAUACGGGUCCUGCUUCUACAGCGGCUCUGCCCACUACGAGGGCGAGUGGGCUGGGAAUGAGAGGAGCGGCUGGGGCAGGAUGUAUUACGAGAACGGAGACGUGUACGACGGCGAGUGGCUGAGCGAUAAGCCGCAUGGGCAGGGCUUGCUGUGCCUUGCCAAUCAGAACAGGUACGAGGGCACCUGGGAGCAGGGUGAGAAGCAUGGUGCAGGCAAGUUCUUCUUCCUGGACAAAGGUCAACUCUACGAAGGCCUCUGGGAGCACGGCAUUGCCAAAUGUGGAACAGUGACGGACUUUGGGAGAGAGGAGGCCCCCGCUGCCCCUCCAUACCCCAUCCCAGAGGUGCACCUGAUGGACGCACACUCAGUUUUGCUGGAGACAGGCAGCAAUCUGUUUGGAGUAGAAGAGAACCAACCCUUCAGGAGACAAUAGGACAGGGUGACACCAUUUAGGACCCUUCUGAUAUCAUGCCAAAUUCUGUAGCCAAUGAGAGUUUUUACUCAUUGCCAAAUCACAAGAUCAUGUUCAUCAUCAGGCUAUGUCUGCUGACGUAGA
Molecule: messenger RNA, 1079 nt
Organism: Paramormyrops kingsleyae
Lineage: Eukaryota; Metazoa; Chordata; Actinopteri; Osteoglossiformes; Mormyridae
Gene: morn3
Product: MORN repeat containing 3
Source: RefSeq, a predicted model, not a curated record